Nematolebias whitei (Rio pearlfish) is the source of this 651-nucleotide messenger RNA. RefSeq names its product fibroblast growth factor 7 (gene fgf7). The coding region runs from base 1 to 609 and encodes 202 amino acids. Gene Ontology annotation, biological process: cell differentiation; positive regulation of peptidyl-tyrosine phosphorylation; positive regulation of gene expression. The transcript has 4 exons. Gene Ontology annotation, cellular component: cytoplasm. The record is from RefSeq and is a predicted model, not a curated record. Gene Ontology annotation, molecular function: growth factor activity; type 2 fibroblast growth factor receptor binding. NCBI's taxonomy places the organism in Eukaryota, Metazoa, Chordata, Actinopteri, Cyprinodontiformes, Rivulidae.
AUGCACAGAUGGAUGCUGACAUGGAACCUUCACAGAGCGCUGUCGGGAUUCUACCUGCACGCCGUCUUCCUGUUUGGCAGCGUGCACGUGGCCUGCGGUGACUGCACGCCAGGGCAGCUGGCCGCCAUCAUGAACUGCUCUAAAUACGAGCGCCACACCAGAAACUCCGACUACAUGGAAGGGGGGGAUGUGCGCAUUCGCCAGCUGUACAGCCGAACACAGUGGUUUAUGACAAUCGACGACUCCGGGAACAUCAGGGGGACUCAGGAUCCCACCAACUGCUACAGUAUUCUGGAGAUCAGGACGGUGUCGGAGCGAGGCCUGACCAUCAAAGGCAUCAAGAGUCAGUUCUACAUCUCCAUGAACAAGAAGGGACAGUUGAAGGGAAAGAGGAUCUACAACAAAAACUGCGAGUUCACAGAGUUUUUCCUAGAAAACUACUUCAAUGCUUACGCGUCUGUGAACAAGUGGAACAAAACUAAAGAGAUGUUCAUCGCUCUGUCGCAGAAAGGACGGCCACUGAGGGGCAACAAGACCAGGAGGGAGCAGGUAGCGUCUCACUUCAUCCCCAUGAAGUGCAAGGAGGACGAGGACAGACGAGUGGAGUGAAGACACCUACGGUCCGGUUUCCAUCCUGUGAACACGUAUAAA